AUGAAGUCCCAACUUCGAACCAAAAUAAAAGAGCACAUUGAUUAUUUGGCCAAGGACUGGCCAUUCCGAAGCAUAGACAUCCAUGACAACAACCCUUAUUGGUGGACCAGUGUCCAGACCUGGGACCUCGAAUAUCAGCCGCUUAAAGUGGGUUGUUUGUCACAUAAUUCUAGCCUUGCUCUACCCGACAGUGAGUCGGACAAAGAGGGUGCUAUCACAGACAGUGCGGUAUUCCCUAUCAAAUAUGCCCCUGAUCAUCUCGGGAGCUUCAGCGUCGUGGGGAGAUUUUCUGGACAAUCUGCACACAGCAGUAUGUGUCAUAUCGGGCAAUUGAGGAAAAAAGUUUCCAGACCGUGGUAUGUGUUUAUUGUCAGCCUGCAAUGA
Molecule: messenger RNA, 384 nt
Organism: Penicillium digitatum Pd1
Lineage: Eukaryota; Fungi; Ascomycota; Eurotiomycetes; Eurotiales; Aspergillaceae
Source: RefSeq, a predicted model, not a curated record